Molecule: messenger RNA, 1367 nt
Organism: Nothobranchius furzeri (turquoise killifish)
Lineage: Eukaryota; Metazoa; Chordata; Actinopteri; Cyprinodontiformes; Nothobranchiidae
Gene: igbp1
Product: immunoglobulin (CD79A) binding protein 1
Biological process (GO): regulation of signal transduction; regulation of dephosphorylation
Cellular component (GO): cytosol
Molecular function (GO): protein phosphatase 2A binding
Source: RefSeq, a predicted model, not a curated record
UGGAUCCACCUUUAAAAAAAAAAAAGAAGAAGAAGAACGGAGGCGGUGACGCAGCAGCAGAAGUAAACACGAACAAGAUGGCGGACAGCGAUGCCCGUCCAGGCUCGGGGCCACCAGUAGACUUGGAUGUUCUGAAGCUGUCGGACUUACUGGAGAGCGGUUGGAAAAUAUUUGAGGAGGUGGACAGAACCAACGAGCCCGUCGCCUCCACCAGCGUCCAAGAAAGCGUAAGAAGCGGGAUUCGGAUGCUGGAGGACGCGUCCAGGAUGGUCGCUCAGCUAGCCCUGUUCAGCCGGAAUGAGGACUUGGAGGAGGUCGCUACGGCAGACCUGAAGUACCUGCUGCUUCCCGCCUUGUUAGGAGCCCUCCACAUGAAGAGGACCAGCCGGGAGAAACGGCUAGAGGCAGUCCAGGCUGCCCGGGUGUACUACAUGGACUUCCUCCAGAGGUGCCGUGAUUACAACGUAUCCCAGUUCGAGAUGCCUCAUAAGUCCUCUUCCAGUCCGGAAGAAGUGUCGGCACCCGGGUCCUCUAACGCCACGCCAGUUCCUGCAGGCCCAUCAGAUCUGGUUUCUAUGGCAGCCAGGAGACAAUCUAAAAUUGAGCGGUAUCGACAGAGGAAAGAGCUGGAGGCCAAGUUGUCAGAAGUACGGAGGGUUGUGGACAGUGGACAGGCCGAUGAUGAAGUCAGCAGAGAUUUCUAUCUUCUAAACAUCCGGCGAUGGGUCACUCUGUGUCUGGAGGAAAUGGAGAGCAUGGACCAGGAGUUGGAGAUACUCAGAAACACUGAUCUUCUGAAGCAGGGUCCUCCCAGUCAGCCAUCCAGACGUCCCAUGAAGCCCUUCAUCCUCACCAAGGACUCUGUACAGGCUCAGGUGUUUGGAGCUGGUUACCCGAGCCUUCCCACCAUGACGGUGAACGACUGGUAUGAGCAGCACGCCAAGCAUGGAGUUCUUCCUGACAUGGGUCUACCCCGGAGGGCUGCCGCGAAGGACAGCCCUGACGCAGAGGAGAGGGACAAGGAGGAAGAGGAGAAAAAGAGUGAAAACGACGACGAGGAGUCUCUUCUAAAAGCCAGAAAUUGGGAUGAUUGGAAGGAUUCUCACCGCCGAGGUUACGGGAACCGCCAGAACAUGGGCUAGCUGAUCCACCUACACACAUGGUGUUGUAACAUACUUCUGAAUGUGAACAUUCCUCAGCUUGUCCAACUGUGAGGACAUCCUUUAAGUCCCUGAAGCUCCAGGACAGUCGGUCGUGUUCACAGUCCCAUCACCUGCUGAAGGAGGGCGCUGGUGUGAAGCUGUUUCUCUCUGUUAACAACACGAGUUAAAGUUUGAAGAAACUAUUAAAAAACAAGGCAAAUGUUG